Messenger RNA from Mercenaria mercenaria, 4949 nucleotides. RefSeq lists its product as uncharacterized. The record is from RefSeq and is a predicted model, not a curated record. Lineage: Eukaryota; Metazoa; Mollusca; Bivalvia; Venerida; Veneridae. The transcript has 5 exons. The coding region runs from base 208 to 3948 and encodes 1246 amino acids.
UAUCGAUCAUGUUCAUGAAUGCGGAUAUCUCGAAUGAACUACGAACAUGAUUGAGCUAUGGUCUUAGUUAUGUAAAUCAAAAAUGCUAACACGGAUAGACAGAUCUUUUAAUAGGAAAAGAAACUUUGUGAGUUGCUGAAUUACCUCUGCUUUUGUUUGAACUAGCAUUAUGUGUCCGUGGUAUGAACGAACAUUAAAAUAGCAUCGAUGGCGUAUUCUCGUAAACUGACAGAAUCUAAAUACCAUAACUGGGUUAAAGCUAGUUUAGCUGUUUUGUUUACCAAAGAGGGAAUUCAGCCGUUUGUUCAUGAUGAAAUAGAACAGUUUCAGCAAAAAUGUUUGACUGACAUUUGCAGCAAUAACGGACUACCAGUGGGCACCACGUGUUCUAGUUGCUAUACAGAAAAUAUUAUUGUCUGUCCUACAAAUAGAAUCUGCAAUGCAGGGCGUGGGAAAUGUAGUUUCCAUAGAAAUGCUGCCACAAGGUACAACCCUGUUGGCUGUCCAAAUAUAGUUUGUAAUAACUUUAAAACAGAAAUUCAGAACGCCCAUCGUUACAAUGGUCCGUCUUAUCGUAAUACCGACGCUACACAAUGGAACAGCAAUCCCUGGGAAGUAGCCAAAUGUUUCAUGCCUCCUGACGGCUACAAGGAUGUUGCAAGUGCCGCUGACACUGACUUUAAUGGAAUCAUCAGUGUUAUAGCCAACCACAAAGGCUUUCAGAAGAAGACACAGGCUAACUUAGAUGACAAGAACAACAUUUUUGAACAUGGAAGACAGAUUGGCAAGACCGUCCGGCAUUCUCCAAAGUUAGAAGUAGAUGAUGCAGAUCUACAGCUGUACUUUAGAUAUCUUAAGGAUCUUCUCUCUGAUCCGGGACAUUUAGGUUCUGACAGAUAUGCACAAUCUGCUAUACAGAAGUUAACACAGCUGCAGAACAAUACUUUGGUAAUAAGAUCAGACGAUGUCCGACGUGUUUUAGAAGAGGUUGCAAAAGCCAUACAAGACAAAAUAAAAAACGAAAUGGAUAAGCUCAAGAAAAUAGCAGAAGAAGAAAAAUUGAAAUUAAUUACAGAUUCAGUACAUGCGAUAAAAAGUCAAGAAGACAUGUCAGUUUCUGAUUUAAAACAGUCACUGUCGGAUGCUCUUAAUGAGAUUGAAAGAAAAACUCAACAAUCUGUAGAUAUAAUCAGAACAGAAACUGAACAACAGAAAACAACCGCUUCGAGAAAAAUUGAAUCAGGAGUAGAGGACGGAUUAGAAAAGAUUAAAGCCAAAACUUGCGAAUCGAUCGAAUUGAUUGGUAAAAAGAAUACAGAAGAAAGACACGACGAAUUAAUGAGAGAGUUCAAAGUUGACCUCGUGACAUUCAACAACAAACGACACAGUUCAAUUCCUCUCUCGCCAUUAUUUGAGGAAAUUGACACCCCACUCUUAGAUUUUUAUGUAAUGCCAGAUAUGUUUACUUGCGUUAGAAAAGAAAGAACAAAGAUCCAAUCUCUGAAAGAAGUAUUUUUCAAGCAAGAAGAAAAAUGUAAUGAAAUAUACAUCACCGCUGAUGCAGGAUUCGGCAAAACGGCUUUCAGCAAGAGACUCGUUAUGACAUGGUGCCAAGCACAACGACCUGAUGAUAGCAAUGAUCGCUACUUUUCUCAGGAAGAUAUUUCUGCUAUGAAAUGUUUUGACUUCCUUUUUCUAGUAUCAUUACGAGAUGCAGACAAGAAUUGCAACAUUGAUGACAUGAUUGUGAAACAGAUUGUGCAACAUUUGGGCUUGCAUUUCGACUAUACGGCACAAUUCCUUGAAAAGAUUUUAUCACGAAAAUCUUGCUUAAUCAUACUCGAUGGUCUGGAUGAAUGGAUACAUAGUACGUCGUCCACUUGCACUAAAGGGGUAAGCCAGAUACCGCAUCGCAACGAGCGAAAGGAUGCCACAAUUGUCACCACAACUCGGCCAUGGAAAUUAAGUGUACUAAAUAUAAAAAACAGUGAAAUAGACAAAACGAUUGAACUGGCGGGACUCAAUAAAGAAUCCGAACGGAAGCUGAAAAUCAACGCUAUUUCGAAAAUAAACGACAAAACCAGAGAUGAAAUAAAUGCCCAAGUUCAGAAAUUCGACGAUGAAAUAAAGCAAAAGGCUAUAAAUGAUUUUCAAAACAUUCCUUUGCUACUUCUGUAUAUGAUCUGCCUUUGGAGUGAAGGAAAAGAACUAGGACGAUCAAUGAGUGACUUUUAUAGUAGAGUCAUAGAGCUGCUGCUAUCAAGAGGCGUAAAAACAUUUAAAAUGCAGCCCAGGAAAGCAAAUGAAUCAAAUAUCCCAAAAUGCUUCAUGGAGCAAGAAACCUGCAUAACAUAUUACCAAUUUCUGAAAGGUCUAGGUGAACUAGCUUUUCAAACACUAUUCUGCUUCACAAGAGAAAACACACUGGUGUUUGAUGCUUCCGUGGCUAAACGAUUCUUGUCAGAUGAAUACUUGAAAUUCAGUUUAAAGUCCGGUAUAUUGACGCAAAGUAAAGAACAAGGACUGAUUAGCCAAAAAUCAAAAGUUUCAUUUGCACAUAAAUCCAUGCAAGAAUUUUUUGCAGCGUUAUCCAUAUACCACAUGCCAGAUCAGGAAAAUGCAAUGGAAAGUGUCCGGUCAGUGUGCAAAGAUAUAGAUAGCAUUUUGCAAAUGAAAAUGGUAUUUUCUUUCCUUUCGGGAAUCAGUUUGCGUUCUUCAGGAAGAUUGUUUCAAAUGAUAAUGGACGUUGUGGCGGCCGACAGUAGAACACAACAAUACAGAAGCUCUUCAUUUAUUUGGAACCAUAACAUUAUUCAGCCAUUGAAAAGCAUUCAGAACAUGUAUAUAGAUUUUAUAAGUGAAAACACACAAAAUGGUGCAGAAGUUACUUGUCUGCAUUUACAAGAUUUUAUCAUAGAUAAUAACUGUAAGGACGCUAAAUAUUCUUCGGCAUUAAGCAAACUUUUAUCUAUAAAUAAGGGCAAUAUAAAAUCAAUAUGUAUAAAAACAGUUGAAGGUAUUCCUGACUUUCACCAGGUUAUGAGAGAUUUCAAUCUCUAUAACACACGAGGUCUUGAAAAGGUAUUUUAUAGGAGUGAUAUCAUUGGAGAUGAAAUUAAGAUGCUGCUGAAUGGAUCAUUAAAUACUCUUAAAUAUUUGGCAGUUACUUCCCACAAGUGGGACGAAGAUGUCAGUUGUUGUUGGUCUGAUGCCUUAUCUUGUCAGCUCGAGAGUAUGCAAUAUUUACAAGGAAUAGCUUUCGACGGUUUUGUUAUGGAACAUAACCAGUUUGAGAAGCUGAUGGACUACCUGAAACAGAAACCAUCGUUGCUUGAAAUUUCACUCUACAACCUUAAAUGCACUGACCACGGUAAAACAUGCAAUGGAUGUGGACUUGAUUUGUCUACAAAUACCGGUCUUAAACUCCUCCGACUCAACAGCAUUCCUCUGUCAGAUUUGGAUAUAAGUGUGACUUCGUUAGAAUCGUGUGAUGUUGGAAAGUUAGGAAUCAUAACUAAGUAUCUACAACAACUACCGUUCGCACAUAACCUAAACACUUUUCUAUGCAGCUUUCAAGAGUCAGCCAGUGACAUUGACGCUAUGCUGAAAACGCUUCCAAUGUUGGGUGGUUUGGAGGUCAUUAAAUUACGGAAAAUGAAUAUAGGUGACAAAAUGCUAGAACUACCAUCUGCAGUUGAAAAUAUAAUAUUAUUGAACGUAACAAUGACGAGUAAUUCCCUGGAAAAGCUGAUUAAGACUCUAGAAAGCCACCAGCAGUCAGUAUCUAUAGAGAUCAUAGGUUGUACCAUAGUUCCAGGGCAUGCAUUUGAAACGCUAAAGACAGAUAUACGUAAAUCUGAUUUAUUCGUAGUGAAAGAGGAUGGUCUAGAUGAAAAUAGUCAACAUUCGUUUGUUUUCGAAACUUCAAGCGGUAAAUUAUUGAAGUGAAAUAACGUCAAUUCAAAUAACACUUUAUUUCAAACUUGGGGAAAAUUGCAAAUGCCAAAUGCCAAUUGAGUGAAACAUAAUAGAAAGUGGUAGUGCACUAAACAGUUAGAGAAAUAUUUUUUCAGGCAAAGCUAACGCACACAUCAAAAAAGAUUCUAUCUAGUAUUAUUCUAUGAUUUUAGUUUGACAUUAUGCAUAUAUUAGAAUUGCAUUUAUAUAAAUCUAUGUUUGUCAGUGGAAUCAUUGAAUGUUCUUAAAAUAAGUGUGUAUAUUUUUGCGUAUGAAUCAAAAUAGUUGAAAUUGAUGAUGUUGGCGAAAUAUUUGACCUUCUUGUGAUAUGUUUUAUUCCGGAGACAUCUAAAUUAAUGAAAGAGUAAUCUGCUUUAUAAAUAGUUCAUAAGAAAAUUUAUUUGUAUCACAUUUGUAUUAUAUGUUUAUGACCAGUACAGUGCAACACGGUAGUUUCCGGUGUUUCUUUUUCUGUGAUAAACAAUGUUAUGCCGAUUUUUCAUGCGGCUGCUUGGAUACAUUUGAUAAUUUUAAAGUCUUUUACAUCGUCCGACUGGUUAUUAUUUAUCUCGUAUCUUUAGUUUCGAUUUUUGGAAAUAUUUAAUUUCCUAAGAGUACUUGCUGUAUAUGUAUUGUAACAUUAUUCGCAUGUUCCAGUUAUAAAAGGUUUUCUCUUUUGAAUCUAACCAAGAUUGCUACACUUUGUAUUUGCAAUGUAGCCUUUGUAACUUCUUAAGAAUUGCAAUUUAAGCCCUUUUGCGAAUUUUAAAAAUUGGUGUUUUGUAAAAUUGGUAUUUGGUAUUAUAAACUAACUGACAAACGGGGUGCAAAGUUUGCCCGUACUUACAAAAUAAGUUUGCGCUAAAAUACGUCUUCAUAAUUGCAUAACAUUCCAUGAUUUUUAUUCAAUACUUUUAUGUAUAAAGUGCUUGAGAAUAUAACAAAAUUAUGAUGAAAUAAAAAUUAUGUGCUAUUUUAAUAUUCUUUUCAUU